This is a messenger RNA of Parastagonospora nodorum SN15, 354 nucleotides long. RefSeq lists its product as hypothetical. The record is from RefSeq and is a predicted model, not a curated record. NCBI's taxonomy places the organism in Eukaryota, Fungi, Ascomycota, Dothideomycetes, Pleosporales, Phaeosphaeriaceae. Bases 1 to 354 code for a protein of 117 amino acids. The transcript is spliced from 2 exons.
AUGGCAUCAGCUAUCCGCAGCUGCCGUCUCCCCAGGCACUCGCUUCUCCACGACCACUACCGAUCUACACCACAUCAGCCCCUUCAGCAAUCAAUUCGCCAAUCUACCCACGCGAUGCUGCAUUACAACACGUUCGAAUACCCAAAUCUCCAAACACGGAACGACCUUGGAAUCACCAAGGCCCACACUCAGGCCUGCAUGCAGGAGCUCAGGACACAAAUCAGAGGUUUUGAGGACAAAGUCGAAGCGCUUCAGGGCGACGUGAGAAAUUUGAACAUAGAUGUCGCAGUGAUGAAAGAGCGCAGCAUCUGUCGCGAAUGUCCUUGGAUCUAUACUACGGUCGCUUCGCUUUGA